Drosophila suzukii is the source of this 7301-nucleotide messenger RNA. It is a transcript of the gene Wnk, whose product is annotated as Wnk kinase. Gene Ontology annotation, biological process: intracellular signal transduction; positive regulation of potassium ion import across plasma membrane; protein phosphorylation. Lineage: Eukaryota; Metazoa; Arthropoda; Insecta; Diptera; Drosophilidae. Gene Ontology annotation, molecular function: protein serine/threonine kinase activity; ATP binding; potassium channel inhibitor activity. The record is from RefSeq and is a predicted model, not a curated record. Gene Ontology annotation, cellular component: cytoplasm.
AAUCUUGCAAAAUUGGACAAACCCUUUGCGACUUUGUACGACAACAAGAGGUCGUACCUGCGAACCGUGCUCGGAAGGGAAGCGCCAUCAGCGAAGAUGGUACUACCUCCUGCACCACGCAACCUCAAAGGAAUACCUCCAUUUCUAGCGAGGAGCAAACUGUGCAGGGAGCUAAUAUACAAAAGUCGGGACACCGUUCGUUUAAUAGGUCUGCCUCCUCUAGGCAAAACCCGCACCCGACAUCAAAACUAAAAGACACACUGAGCAGGAAGCCCAAUCGCAAGCAGGACGCACUUUCUGCACACACGAGCACCAGCAGCACCACAUCGAUCCAGUCAUCACCCAUCGAGCCAGCUUCCUCUCUGCCCACGCUGCACACCACGCAUACACCACCGGCUUCCAGCAAAAAUAACCUUUUUGUGCGGGUGUUUCGACGCUUUUCAAGUAACUCCAUUUCCGGUAAGACGUCGGUUAGCCCCAAAAACGAAGUCGACGUACCGAAAGUCAACGAUAACAACAACGGCACUCUGAACAAAGAGCAAACGACCGAUCUAGAGGUGCUUUGCUCUCAAGACAAUCGGAGCAGGGAACACAAUGAGGACAAAAUGGAUGGCAAAAUACAGCCUGCAGAUGCCAAGAGCAACCAGAAAGCUGGUGUAGCUUCGGGCAAUCCUAAAAAAGACAAGUCGGCUAAGGGGACGUCGCAAGCGGUUGUCUCAGACACCAAGAAAAUGGAGGCAAGGAAGUCCUCCUCGGACACGGUAAUAGAACCGUUGAUCAAGCAACAGGCCCCACUGCAUUCGUCCAAGACCACGCCCACGACCUUGACGGCAAACUUCGUACAGAACAUUCGAUUCGUGCGCAAAAAUGUGGAGCAGUCGGGCAGGAACACAAAUCCGCUGCAGUUCGUCGAGCUUGAGACGGAGUUUCCGCGCGACUAUGAUGACAACAUUGAGAUGCUGUCCCGCGAGGCGGAGCACUUGGAGGAGCAGUUUCGCACGCCUACGCGGUCGAAUGCAACGGAUGCCACUUCCCAUCAAGUGGCCGGCAUUAUUGACAACAUUAUUACCGAAGCGUCACGAAGUCUUACAAUCGAGAAGACUGAAGACGAUGUGCCAUUGAAGUCCUCCACCAAGCACUCGAGCGGCGUCAAGCGCGUUGGCUUCCAGGUCGAGGAGAAGGACGAUACCGAAAGUCAAAGCGAAAAGCAGCCAAAGAGCAUCGAUGAUACAGCCAAGAAGUCGGAGAGCGCCGAGGUUAGCGCAGAGGAAGUUACUGUCACUGGUUCCUCCACGGAUGCUUCUGCAUCUCUGCUACCUUCCACGUCGACGGUGUCCACCACCUCGUCAGCCACAUCGAUCACAAAGAGCAAAAGCGAUGAGGAUGAUGACCCGGUGGCUAUGUCCCCGUGCGGCCGUUUUUUUAAGUACGACAAGGAGGUUGGACGCGGAUCCUUCAAAACUGUCUAUCGUGGUCUGGACACGUUGACGGGCGUUCCAGUUGCCUGGUGCGAAUUACUGGACAAGCAAGUAAAGAAAAGUGAGCGCACCAGAUUUCGCGAGGAGGCAGACAUGCUAAAGAAACUGCAGCACCCAAACAUUGUGCGGUUCUAUACAUAUUGGGAGUUUCCCAUCGGCCGCAAGAAGAAUAUAGUACUAGUCACCGAACUAAUGUUAUCUGGAACUUUGAAAUCCUAUUUGAAACGAUUCAAGAAAAUACACCCAAAGGUAUUGAAGUCAUGGUGUCGCCAGAUCCUAAAGGGCCUCAACUUCCUGCAUACUCGUCAAUUUCCUAUAAUUCAUCGUGAUUUGAAAUGUGAUAAUAUUUUUAUAACUGGCACCACUGGUAGUGUUAAAAUCGGCGACUUGGGCCUGGCAACGUUGAAAAACCGCUCCCAUGCGAAAUCUGUGAUUGGCACACCGGAGUUCAUGGCCCCGGAAAUGUACGAGGAGCACUACGACGAGUCGGUAGACGUAUAUGCCUUCGGCAUGUGCAUGUUGGAGAUGGCCAUCUCCGAAUAUCCAUAUAGCGAGUGCAAGGGUCCGGCGCAGAUCUACAAGAAGGUGAUCUCGGGCAUAAAGCCAGCUGCCCUGGCCAAGGUGGAGGAUCCCAACGUACGAGACAUCAUCGAGCGUUGCAUUGAACUAAAGAAGGAGGAUCGGCCCAGCUGUAAUGAACUUCUAGAAUCGGAGUUCUUCGACGAGGACAUCGGCAUACGCGUGGAGCCCACUGCCUCGGAACAGUUCCUUUCUGAUCCGAGCAUCAGUAUCAUCGAGUUUCGACUGCGUUUUAUGGACCCAAAGAAGCGAUCGUCCCGACAUAAAGAGAAUGAGGCGAUCCAGUUCGAGUACAACAUCCAGCACGAUGAGUACGAGCAGAUUGCGCAGGAAAUGAUGAAGGAAAAUAUUAUAUCGGAGGAUGAUUCUCGUGCUGUAGCUCGACUUCUGAAGGUGCAAGUUGUAUCGUUGCUUAAAGAGCGUGCCCAGCGUCAAACUCAAAUCAAGCUGCAAAACGAGAAGUCACGGUUGGAAAAACUAGCAUUACAAAAGCAACGUGAAAGUUUGCCGACCAAUGUCGACGAGGAUGAGGAAGAAGAGGAGGAGUCCGAGGACGAGGAGGAUGGCGUAAAGUGGAAUCAGCGCCUGCAGCUCAAGUAUGACCUGCUUAACACUGAUUCAGAAACUAGCCUAGCUCUCUCCACGAACAGCGUCGAGCCGCAACAACUGUCCGCGCGGUCGAACACUUCGAUUCCGAACAGUGGCAUACAGCAACCUGUUCAGGUCCCUGGUCCUGUGGCCGUUCCCCAGUUGAUCUCGGUGCAGCCGCAGGCAAUCCCCUCACCGGCCAUUCCUAUGCAACAGAAGCCAACCGUGCACUACAUUCAAACCCCGCAGCUGGCCUCGUAUCAAAACUCGAACACGACAAUGCAGGAGAUGGGCAACAACCAGGUAAUCUCGCCGACGGGCAGUCAACAGAUCCAACAGCAGCAACCCAUUGCUGCGCCGACGGUCAAUCAUCAAAUCAUGCCGCAGCAACAAGUCAACCAACAACAGCAGCAGCCUCAAAUAUUGCAGCAGAUGCCUCAGCAAGUUCAAGUUCAGCAAGUGGCCCAGCAACAACAAACUGUUUUGCCUCCGCAGCAACACGAACAGCAGCAACAACAACAACCAAUGGCAGAUCAGCAAAAGAGCCAACAAAUUCCCUUGCAGCAGCAAUUGCAGCAGCUUAUGCACACCAACGUGCAAGCACCGGAUCUGUCGCAGCAGCAACAAAUGGCUCAGAAACAGGCCCAGCAAUAUUUUCAGCAGCAGCAACAACCACAAGCUCCGAUUUCUAUGCAUCCAAAUCAGCUAGCACAGCAGCAGCAGGCUUAUGCGAUGCAACAGGCUGGCCAGCAGCAAAUUCAACAACAGAUCUUACAGCAGCAACAACAGGCGGCGGUCUUACAGCAGCAACAACAGGCAGCAGUCUUACAGCAGCAAAUGGCCCAACAUCAACUGCAGCAACUCCAGCAGCAGCAGCUUCAACAACAGCAGCAGCAACAGCAAAUUCAGCAACUCCAACAACAGCAACUCCAGCAGCAGCAGUUUGUGCAACAGCAGUAUGCUCAAGCCAUGCCACAGCAACAACAUCAACAAUUAAUCACGGUGUCGCAGGUGAUGGCACCGCAGCAACAUCAGCCACCCAUGCAGAUCCCAGUUCAGAUGCAAAUUCCACCCACUUCAGUGGCUCCUACAAUACAGCAGACUUACAACCAGCCACCACAAGUGACACUUGGUGAUCCCCAACAGCAACAACAUGCAGGGUUCUCGGCCAUACCUCCGCAGCAAACACAAUUUGUGCCACAACCCACACAGCAACCAAUACAGUUGUCAAUGCCUUUAGAGCAGCAAUUGCAGCAGUUGUUGCACAGCCAGCCGCCCCAGCAACAACAACCCCAACAGCCUAUAAGCCAACAGCAGCAACAACCUUUGGUUCAACAACAGCAACAACCUUUGGUCCAACAACAGCAACCUUUGGUCCAGCAUCAGCAGCCACCCCAGCCACAGCUGAUCCCUGGUGUUCAGCAGCAGCAACUACCACAGCAGCAACCUCAAGCAGAACAACACCCACAGAUUUCUUCGCAAGGCCCUGUGCAACACGAAAAUGUGCAGCCAAUUCAAGUUAAUCAGGAACUAGCUGUCGCAACGGAAACCAUUUCUGUUAAUAGUACCCAAGCAAACCCUGAAGGUGCAUCCAAAACAGAAAAUCAGACAUCUGCAGAUGCGGAAAAGCAGCUGAAACAACAGGCCACGGGAACACGUUCCCAAAAACCAAGACGCUCUAACAGGAGCGGCAACGAAAGGAUUCCGAAGCUAAGUGUUACCAGUGUGGACGAGGGCAGUGUCAUAAACUGUCACAUGGAAAACAAACUUAAAACGAUUACGUUUAAAUUCGACAUAGGAGAUGUUAAUCCGGUUGAAAUUGCCAAUAAAUUGAUCGCCCAAGAUUUGCUUUCUAAUUGCCAAAGUACAGUUUUUGUGGAAAUGAUCAAUGAAAUUGUAGACCAAGUCAAACAGAAUCCUAAUCAAAUUCCUAUACCGACCAAUUAUCGCCGCAAUAUUGAAAAGCGGGAUGAAACCGCCAGCGACAUUACAAAGAUGUUUGAACCCACUAUCCAUGGUGUUGAAACUCUGCCUUCCGGCGGAGGAGGCACCGAACCGUCGAACUCCAAUUCGACGUUUGAGGCCAAGCCACAUGUAUCCAACACAGCCAAUGCGCAAGAAGGCCAGGUGAAUGUUGGAACCCCACCCACAACCACUUCGACCAUGUCUUCCUCAUCAACCGCAUCGAGGGAUGCACCCAAUAGCAGCAAUGACGUGACCAUCGGAUCGGGUUCUGUUUCCCGCAAGACAAGCACGGCCUCGGAAUACACUUCGCUGUCGAUUGACUAUAUGCCUGACAGCAACAUUACUCCAACUGGUCCGGAACCACCGCUCGAUGAUGCUAAGGAGAAGUCACUGAUUGUGAGCCAGAAGCCUUGUUCCUUUGCUAUCGCUAGAAUGCAAAAGCUUUUGGAGUCGACCGGUGGUGGUGCUCCCCGUAGCCUAAACCUGCCUUUGAAUCGUCACCUAAAGAUUCAAGAGGACCUAAAGCAUACUAGAAGCCUUGACGACUUGACCGCAGUGAAAAUAACCUUUGACAUGCCCAACAAAACCGCUUUGGAACCUUUGGAGAACGCGCAGCAAGCUUCGGCAGUUGAAGCUGAGAAGCCAAAAGAUAAAUCCGCACAGGCAUUGGGAAACCAAGGAACCGGAGCAGCCAACACUCUGGAGCAGCUAAAGAUAGAACUAGAGAACAUAACUCAUGCCCACGCCUUUGCCUCCGCGGUGGUGGCCUCGAUCAAUAACAGAGCCCCCCACCAAGCUUCCCCAGCACCAGCCAUGUCCUCACUGAAGACUUCAUCUGGACAACCACAAGCACAGGAGGUAAACAAGGCGAAUAACGGAGCAGGGGCAUCAGCACCUUCAGUGGGUCAGAAUACUCCCACUGCAGCUUUGACAUCCGCCAGGGGCUCUGGAUCCUCCGUCUACAAUUCACGUCGCACUUCCAUCGACAACAGCAUGGGAUCCGAUGUGCACUUGCACACUGCCACUAAUCUUGAAGGGACAGUUAGUAACUCGGAUCCGACUCCAACUGAUGCAUCAGUUGGCAUCACCAUCGGCACGGGUCACGAGAAGCAACUUUCCAAACAACCCAGCUUGGAAAAACCAUCGACCACUUCCAUUUCGACUAACAGCAGUGAUCCUCCUCAAAGAAAUCCCAGCAAUGGAUCAAUCAAUCAGAACUCAAUAGCAGAUUUGGAAAAAAAAUUAGCAGCCUUGCGAAAUACCGAAAACGCUGAAGAGUCUGCAUCAGCGACAUUGUCUGUGGUUCCUAAACAAGUUGAAGAAGUCGUGAACCCUAGCGCCCGUAAAAUAUCGCGUUUCAGCGUCAGUCGAGUACAGGAGCAGAAAACUUCAACCGGUGUGGAGGAACCUGCUCAAGGUCAACUAAAGAUCGACCUGCAGGUCGUAGGCCCUGGCGGCCAGAUACAGCCCAACAACUCGGUGCAGAACGGUAGUGUGGUUAAUACUCCAACUGAAGUUAUCAGCUCCCCCAUUCAAAAUGUUCCGCUGGCCAUUAACGGAAUUCAGUUGAUAUACCAACAGCCCCAGCAAAUCCACCAGUUGCCUGGAGGAACCUCCACUUCUACAAGCGGAGCAGGUGCUCAGUGCAUAGUCGUGCCUCAAGUUAUUAAUCAGAAUGGCACCCACAUGCAACAAAUGUCUAAUCUUCAGCCACAGCAGCAACUUGUGCAUCCGAACAUACCACAACAGCCGCAGCAGACUCCACUUAACGGCCAUCAGCCCAUGGUUAACACUCACCAGCAGCAGCCACAACAGCAAUCCAUACCGAUGCAGCCGAUCCAGCCGCAACAGCAGCAAAAUCAAAUGCCUCUUAUGUCGCAACAACAGCAGCAAAUCAUGAUGCAACAGCAACAGGGAUCCCAGCAGGGAUCGCAGCAGUAUAACUUGCCCACCACGCAACAAACUCAUCCGCAGCAUCAGUUCAUCCAGACGCAGCCCAACCAGCUUCACUCGCUUCCGCCCCAGGUGGUGAGCAUGGCCCAGGGAAUGCCACAUCAGCUUCCACCCAUGCAGACAAUGUCGGCUCAGCAGCAAAUGAUCUCGCAACAACAGCAUCAGUUGCAGAUGCAAUCGCACAUGCAGCAACAAAAUGUGCCGGGAAUGUACAACCAGCAAUCCGGAGCUCGUGUGGCCGCACCACAAAAUUUUCAAGGUGCCGUUCCAAAUCAUUUGCUGCAACAGUCCCCUCUGAUGGCAUCCCAGCAGCCAGCACAGCCCAUGCAACACGUUAUGCAACCAAUUUUUAAUGCAACGUCUGGUGAAGUUACCGAAGAGCCUGUAUCUCUAGCAGCUACGCAUCCACACUUGUUACCGAGUGACAUACAAUCCGACAUAAAGCACAAUUUAGACUCGUUGGUAAACCAAUUGUGCAACACGCGCUUGGGUACUAACCAGCACCAACGGCUGUUGCUGUUGCGUCAAAGACAACUCAUCGAAGAGGACGAGCUGCGUCUAAAACAUUAUGUGGAAUACGAAAAGUUUCAAAAGGCACUGCGCCAAUCUAUUAGCACAAACGUUCCAGCGACUGCAGCUUACUAUUCAGCAGCAGCAGCACAGCUUCCAACUAAUUUGGCAGCUCCUGCUGCUCCGUCCUCAUCGAAUCCGACAUCCACUAGCUCCGCAAACACAUAA